This is a messenger RNA of Fusarium verticillioides 7600, 1664 nucleotides long. RefSeq lists its product as hypothetical. Lineage: Eukaryota; Fungi; Ascomycota; Sordariomycetes; Hypocreales; Nectriaceae. The record is from RefSeq and is a predicted model, not a curated record. The coding region runs from base 739 to 1335 and encodes 198 amino acids. The transcript has a single exon.
GACUAUUGAAAGCCUUGGACGACUGUCAACUCUAAACGAACCUCGUCAUUCUCAUCUCACACGCGGUGACGCGGCCAAACAUCUAAAGGAAUUAUGAAUAUGGGCAAUCUUUGCACUAUAUACACAACAUUUAGUAUCCAGAAAUGUUUAAAGUUCUGCGGCUGGUGCUGUUGAAAACUCUGGAAGAUCUGCAUUCGGAGUACCCCAGAUCUUGGCGAUCAUCUCUACGUCCCAAACCCCUUUGCAUUCACAGUUACACCUGUUGUGGAUAGGACGACAACCUACCAAAUGCCCGAAAAGAAACACAUGUUUCUGCCCGGCUAAAAGCCGUUAGCCCAUCAGUUGUGGCUUUUUCACUCCUGAUAUUUUGGUGCUUAUCUUUGCCCUAGCCAAGAAGUGAUUAGGCCCAAUGGGACACCAUGCUGAUACCUCCGAUUGUUAAAGCCAAGGAUAAAAGCACAAUUAGCAGCAAACAACGUCGCAGCCAAGACAAAAACUAUUAGAAAAUCAUGCAGCUCGAUCAAUAGUCUAAUUCAGCCUUUCAGCUUUCGGAAGUCGCUGGGUGUCGCUCCGGAUCAUACGGUAAAUCGAUGUGAGGGCGUUUAUACGAUGUAGGAUGUCACCAACGGCUCGUCCAGAGUCUACUAUAUAAAGCACCAUAAGAGCCAGCUUUUGUGGUACCGCAUCCUCUCAAGCAACCUUACAAACAUCUACAUAACAACCAUAACAACCAUCACUAUGCGUUUCUCAACCGUCGUUGCCACCGCCCUCGCGGCCUUCUCCAAUGCCUCUCCUUGCCUUGCCGGUGCACCUGAGCCCGUCAUCUGCGGCGGCAACGGCUACGUCGGUGCCACCAAUACCCCAUGGUACAAGAAGUCCCAGGCCGAGGGCACCAUCGAGGGCUGCUUCAACUCCUGCACUGGCGGCUGCAAAGCCAUCAGCUUCGACACCCAGUACAAGACGUGCUACUUCUACACCGCCGAAGUCUCCAAGAUGCGCCUGUAUCAGGUGACCAACUCGCCCAUGACAUUCCACUACUUCGACCGAGCUUGCGUCGCGGACGCUGUUGGCAAGACCUGCGGAGCUACUGGCUACGUGGGGGCUACCAACACCCCCUGGUAUAAGAAGUCGCAGGCUGAGGGUAACAUGAAGAACUGCCUUGAUGCUUGCCGUGGUGGAUGCAAGGCUGUUAGCUUUGAUGUCAAGUACAAGACUUGCCACUUCUAUACUGCUGAGGUCUCGAGCAUGCAGCUUUACACUGUUUCUUCGCCCAUGAGCUUCUACUACUUCGAUCGAGCCUGUGGCUAUGAACCUACCGAGGUUGUCCCUGUCUAGGCUGGUCAUGUUACCGUUGAGACCUAGUCCAGUUUCCCUGAACCCUUGUCUUUCAUUCUAGUGUUGGGGACGUGUUCAAUAUAACGUUGGCGAGAGCUAUGAAGCCACGUGCUAUAAUACUGCCGCAAGUUAUGAUGAGAUAAGGGGUUUACGUUCACAGUAAAUUAUUCUUGAUAGCAAGCAGUUAGAUCGUUAUAUUAACUAAACCCACAACGAGAUAGCGAGAUAUUUAUGAAAAGGCUUUGAGACUUUACAAGCAGUACUCCGUAGAUGAUCAAUUAUAAUAGCUCAAGGUUGUUAUUAACUCAGAAUCUAUGUUUGUCAACCGG